UUUAUUUUGCAAGAAUAAUACUUCCUGUGUGUUGGUGUUGUCAUACUGACGACAUAGGAAGCAAAUUGAAGGCUAACCGUGUCAAACUAACGACCAUCCUAAUUUUUGUGAUCAGUGUUACUUUUAUAUAGUUUUUCACAAUUUCAAAGCUUGAAUCAUGAUGCAGUUUAUCCUUGGCUUCACUCUGGGUAACGUGGUUGGCAUGUAUCUGGCACAGAACUACGAGGUACCCAAUAUUUCAAAGAAAAUCGAGGCCUUUAAAAAGGAUGUGGAAGCCAAGAAGAAACCCCCUGGUCCGGAGUGACGGACAAGAGCCCUGCCUGGAAAUAUCAUAUGGCUAUUUAUAAAAUAUAUGAAGAUGGAGGGACAUUUAAGAACAAGCAUAUAAUAUAGUUGAUGUUAUUGUAUAAAAGAGCCCUCAAGAUGCAUAGUGUCAAAUAGUGCCUAAACAUCUCAUUUGAGCAUUGUUUUGCAUUGUAUUCUAUUUCUCUCUCUCUCAGUUCUUGGGAUUUUUGUAUUUAUUGAGAAACAUGUUUGCAGUGCAAAUUGCUGUGGACAAAUAGAAACUGCAUGUAAAAUCAGUUAUUCAGAACAAAUUACAGAAGUAUGUUUUAAAAGCUUCUUUAUACUAUUAUGUAAUAAAGGUUAUACAAAUAAAAGUU
This is a messenger RNA of Megalobrama amblycephala (Wuchang bream), 662 nucleotides long. It is a transcript of the gene stmp1, whose product is annotated as short transmembrane mitochondrial protein 1. The coding region runs from base 158 to 304 and encodes 48 amino acids. The transcript is spliced from 3 exons. The record is from RefSeq and is a predicted model, not a curated record. Lineage: Eukaryota; Metazoa; Chordata; Actinopteri; Cypriniformes; Xenocyprididae.